AUGUAUGCGCUCACGAAAGACCCGGACUUUUAUAACUUCGAGAGCGAUGACAACUACAAGAAGUGGAAGAAGACGUUUCUGGCGUCACUCGAGCAGAUCCAGCAGAAGGUGCACUCGGGCCUCACCGCCAAACAGGACGCCCUACUGUACGUGGAGGGACUCAUACUGAGACUACUGUCGCAACUGAUUAACAAUCAGCGCAUAACUGUGGCCGACGUGGAGGAGCGCGUCAAGAGGCUGUUCCCGUACCCGCUGGACAGGUGGGCCACCAAUAAGGCCAACGAGACGUUGGCUAUACUCAAGAACAUUAAGAAACACAAGAGCUUAACGCCGGAUCAGAUGCCCAUCUGUAUGCCCGUCGAGCGCCUCAACCAACUGCUCCAGAAGGAGGUGUUCAACCAUAAGGUGGACAUUCAGUGCACGCAAUAUAUAGUUGUGAUCCUCGAGUACAUCGCGGCCGACAUUUUCCAAUUGGCCGGUCAUUACGUCAAGAAUAUAAGGCACGAUGUGAUCACCUGUCAAGACAUUAAGGUGGCGAUGUGUGCGGACAAAGUGCUGAUGGAUAUGUUUUAUCCGGACGACGACGUGUCGCUCAACAGUAAUGUCAACGAAGACCUGUGCGAACAGAAACGGCGGACGAGUGUGACGUACGACGAAGUGGUCAAAGAUCUCAUACACGAAGAGAAACAAUUCAUACGUGAUUUGAAUCUAAUAAUCAAAGUAUUUCGCGACCCCUUCCGUAAACUACUGGCGCCCAAAGAGUUGGACAAAUUGUUCUUCAAUAUCGACGACAUCUAUGACUUUAGUGUGAAUUUUUUGGGCUCUAUUGAGGACGCGCUGGAAGUGGCAGAGGAUAGCUGUCCGCCCAGUAUUGGCAGCUGUUUCGAGGAGUUGGCCGAAUGUGCGGAGUUUGAUGUGUACGAGAGGUAUAUCCUCGACGUGAACCAGUCGUCCACCACCGGCGGCAACGGCAGAGGCAAUGAUAAGCUCCAGAGCCUGUUGGCCGACCCGUCGACAGUGAUGUCGCUGUCGACCACCGGUCACGGCAUGCUUCCCGCCUUCAGAUACGUCCUCCCGAAGCUACUUAUCGGUCCCGUCUAUCACUGCUUCUCCUACUUUAAGUACAUCGAGCUCUUCAAAGACCUGACCACCAGUGACGAGGACAAGGAGUCCUUCGAACAGGCCGAGGGACUACUGGCCCCUCUCAAGAACAACUUGGAGCGGGUCUGCAAACGCAACGCCAAACCAGGUGAGGGCUAUCUGCGACUGUAUGGCCGCACCAACAGAGCCCAGGCGUUGACCAAAAUGUCGGAACUUCAACGCUCUAUCGACGGCUGGGAAGGCAAAGACAUCGGCCAGUUCUGCAACGAGUUCGUGAUGGACGGCCCCUUAGGCAAGCUGUCGGGCACCGGCACCCGAUCCGGACGCCUAACCGAGCGGCACGUGUUCCUAUUCGACGGCCUAAUGGUGUUGUGUAAACCCAAUAACAAGAGGUCGUCGAUGACUGUGGCCGUCACCGGAAAGCUCUUCAAAGACCUGACCACCAGUGACGAGGACAAGGAGUCCUUCGAACAGGCCGAGGGACUACUGGCCCCUCUCAAGAACAACUUGGAGCGGGUCUGCAAACGCAACGCCAAACCAGAUUAA
Molecule: messenger RNA, 1647 nt
Organism: Oppiella nova
Lineage: Eukaryota; Metazoa; Arthropoda; Arachnida; Sarcoptiformes; Oppiidae
Source: the annotation of a GenBank genome assembly